This is a messenger RNA of Selaginella moellendorffii, 1953 nucleotides long. Its product is annotated as pentatricopeptide repeat-containing protein At4g02750. The transcript has 5 exons. NCBI's taxonomy places the organism in Eukaryota, Viridiplantae, Streptophyta, Lycopodiopsida, Selaginellales, Selaginellaceae. Gene Ontology annotation, molecular function: protein binding. The record is from RefSeq and is a predicted model, not a curated record. Bases 1 to 1953 code for a protein of 650 amino acids.
AUGGCGAUCAAGAACAAAGAAAUCGAAUCGUAUGCCUCGCUGCUAAAGUCUUGCGGAGAGUCGAGAGAUUUAGCCGAGGGAAAGAGCGUGGUUGUAUGCAUUGCCAAGAGCAAGUAUAGGAGGAAUCUUUAUCUCGCCAAUCUCACCAUUGAGAUGUAUGGCAAGUGUGGAUGCCUGGAGCGCGCACAACACGUCUUUGACGCCUUGGUAGCUCCAAAUUCCCACUCCUGGAAUAUUCUCCUCACGGCAUAUGCCCAAAAUGGGCAUAUCCACGAGGCGAUGCUUUUGUUCGAGAGAAUGGCAGUGAGAGAUGCUGUGUCCUGGACAGUGAUGCUCAAAACGCUGGCCCAGCACGGCCGGAUCGAGCUAGCCAUGCUACUCUUCCAAAAGAUUCCACGCAAGGAUCAAGUCGCGUGGAAUGCAAUAGAUAUGUUCAAAGGAACUCCAUUUCGUGACACCGUAUCGUGGAAUAUUGUCAUAGAAUCUCUGGCUCACCAUGGAAUGAUCGCCCAAGCAUUCGAAAUGUUCCAAAAGAUGCCAAAUCCAAACGUUAUCACCUGGACCAUCCUCGUAACGGCAUAUGCCCAGCUUGGGAAUAUGCAACAGGCACAUUCCCUGUUCGAGAAGAUGCCGAGCCCCAACGUGGUGACGUGGACGGUCAUGGUCCUGGGAUAUUCUCGUUUUGGGAAUCUUUCCAAGGCAAGGGCAAUGUUCGACCAGAUGCCGCAACGAAACGUCAUCGUCUGGAACAUCUUGGUGACGGCAUAUGCCAAUAGAGGGCAUAUUCGCGAGGCGGAGAUUCUAUUCCAGAAAAUGCCCGAGAAGAACGUGGUGUCGUGGACGGCUAUGAUCGCAGCUCAUGCCCGGAAUGGCGCGGCAAUGGACGCCAUCCGGAUGUUCAAGCUCAUGGAUCUAGAGGGCUUACAACCAGACAAGGCAACGUUUCUCACAGUUCUCGAUCGAUCCAUCGUCUACAGCGAUCUUGGAUUGGGGAAAUUGGUCCACUCCACAUUCGCGAAUCUAGGGCUCGAGCAAGACGCUGGAAUCGGCAAUGCGCUGGUGGAGAUGUACGGAAAAUGGGGCAGCGUGGAGGAGGCCAGGUGUGCGUUUGAGAGCACAGUCACGCCGGAUACCGCCACGUGGAACUCGCUGAUUGGCGCGUGCGCACAGAGUGGGCAUGCUACGGAGGCGCGCGAGCUCUACCGGCUUAUGACAUUGGAGGGAAUCCCGCCCAAUGGGCUGACGUUCAUGGCCGUCCUCUCGACGUUUAGCCGCGUUGGUCUCCUCGACCAAGCGCGUGAUCAAUUCGUGUCGAUUCACAGCGAUUUCGAUCAGAUUCCACUUCUAGAACACUACCAGUGUAUGAUCGAUCUCCUGGGUCGAUCCGGAUGGCUCAAUUUCGCGGCGCAGCUCGUCGAUUCCAUGCCCUUCGAGGCCGAUUUCGUGACGUGCAUGGCGCUGCUCUUCGCGUGCCGGGUUCACGUGGAUGUCACACGUGGCAGGGACGUGGCGGAGAGGGCCUUCCAGCUGGACCCGGAGAAUCCCAUGCCGUACGUCGUGCUGUCCAGUAUAUACUCUGAGUACGGCACACGUCACGCCCGCCACGCGGCCGUCCGAAAGUUCUCUGCUCCGUACACGUGUCAGGCAGCGACGGUGCCUCGACAUUCCCGCUCGGACACAAUCGACGGCUGGGAAAAAAGCCAGGCUUUCUACUACGCGUUGCUUUCUCGUGGGGGUUUAGGCGCUCCUUGCUCGCCAAGCAAACGGGAAAGGCAAAUUGAUCCAGCGCGCAAUCGCAAGCGUCGGGAGCGUUUAAAUGCUCGUUGCCGGCGGUAUUCCAGGCCUCGAUCGACAAACCCCAUCGUCAUUCAUCGGUUUUUUGGGAGAAAUAUCGAUCCAGAAGGAGGGCGCCUUGAUCCAUCCGGACGCCUCUCUCUGUUGCUGAUGGAAUAG